ACGGGCUGGCAGCGGCGGCGGCCAGCACUGGGCAGGCGUGGAGGCGUGGGCGCGCGCGUGGCCACCUCGGGCACGGAGCGUCCGCCGCGUCGCCUGAGUCCUGCACACCCUCGGCCGCCGCGCCUCCCGCCUUGCGUCCUCCCGUCCGGCCCUCGGCCCAGCCGCGCCAUGCCCGCCGUGGACAAGCUCCUGCUGGAGGAGGCGUUGCAGGACAGCCCUCAGACUCGCUCUCUGCUGAGUGUGUUUGAGGAGGAUGCUGGCACCCUCACAGACCACACCAACCAGCUGCUGCAGGCCAUGCAGCGCGUCUAUGGAGCCCAGAAUGAAAUGUGCCUGGCCACCCAGCAGCUCUCCAAGCAGCUCCUGGCGUAUGAGAAACAGAAUUUUGCUCUUGGCAAAGGUGAUGAAGAAGUCAUCUCUACGCUCCACUAUUUCUCUAAGGUGGUAGAUGAGCUGAAUGUUCUCCACACAGAGCUGGCCAAACAGCUGGCAGACACCAUGGUCCUCCCCAUCAUACAGUUUCGAGAAAAGGAUCUCACAGAAAUAAGCACUUUAAAGGAUCUCUUUGGACUCGCCAGCAACGGUGUCUGUAUUUUAGAGCAUGACCUCGCGAUGGCCAAAUACAGCAGGCUUCCCAAAAAAAAGGAGAACGAAAAGGUGAAGACUGAGGUUGGGAAGGAGGUGGCAGCCGCCCGGCGGAAGCAGCACCUGUCAUCCCUGCAGUACUACUGUGCCCUCAACGCGCUGCAGUACCGCAAGCGGAUGGCCAUGAUGGAGCCCAUGAUAGGCUUUGCCCAUGGACAGAUCAACUACUUUAAGAAGGGAGCAGAGAUGUUUUCCAAAAGUAUGGACAACUUCCUGUCCUCCGUUGUGGACAUGGUACAGAGCAUUCAGGUGGAGCUGGAAGCAGAAGCGGAAAAGAUGCGGGUAUCGCAGCAGGAGCUGCUCUCUGUUGAUGAAGCUGUCUACACUCCGGACUCGGACGUGGCUGCGCCUCAGAUCAACAGGAACCUCAUCCAGAAGGCCGGUUACCUCAACCUCAGAAACAAGACGGGGCUGGUCACCACCACCUGGGAGAGGCUGUACUUCUUCACGCAGGGUGGGAACCUCAUGUGCCAGCCCCGCGGCGCCGUGGCCGGAGGUCUGAUCCAGGACCUGGACAACUGCUCCGUGAUGGCUGUGGACUGCGAGGACCGCCGAUACUGCUUCCAGAUCACCACGCCCAACGGGAAAUCGGGAAUCAUCCUGCAGGCAGAAAGCAGGAAGGAGAAUGACGAGUGGAUAUGUGCCAUAAACAACAUCUCCAGGCAGAUCUACCUGACCGACAACCCCGAGGCAGUCGCCAUCAAGCUCAAUCAGACGGCACUGGAAGCUGUGACUCCCAUCACAAGCCUCGGCAAAAAGCAGGAGAGCUCGUGCUCCAGCCAGAAUCUGACCAAUUCAGAGAUGGAAGGUGCCAAGCUCGUUCCCAAAGCGACAGUUAGUGCAACUGACAUGGAAGAACUGAUCGCCCCUGGGACACCAAUUCAGUUUGACAUUGUCCUACCUGCCUCGGAAUUCCUUGAUCAGAACAGAGGGAGCAGGCGCGUCAACCCUUUCGGGGAAACAGAGGACGGAUCACUUCCGGAAGCAGAAGACUCUCUCCUGCAGCAGAUGUUCGUAGUGCGGUUUUUGGGCUCGAUGGCAGUUAAAACAGACAGCACUGCCGAAGUGAUUUACGAAGCCAUGAGACAAGUCCUAGCUGCCCGGGCCAUUCAUAACAUCUUCCGCAUGACGGAGUCGCACCUGGUGGUCACCAGCCAGGCUCUGAGGUUGAUCGAUCCUCAGACUCAAGUGUCCAGGGCCAGUUUUGAACUGUCCAGUGUCACACAGUUUGCUGCUCACCAAGAAAACAAGAGGCUGGUUGGCUUCGUCGUCCGCGCCCCCGAGGCCGCCGGAGACCCGUCCCUGAGCACAUACGUCUUUGAAAGCAACUCCGAAGGCGAAAAGAUAUGUUACGCUAUUAAUUUGGGGAAAGAAAUUACUGAAGUUCAGAAGGACCCAGAGGCAUUGGCUCAACUAAUGCUGUCCGUCCCACUAACCAAUGACGGGAAAUACGUACUAUUAAACGAUCAGCAAGACGACAGUGACGGAAGUCCACACGAGAACCAAGGCGCCGAGUCGGAAGCCUAGCCGCCUGCGCGUGUGGGGCGAGUGCCCGGCCAAGGGCACCAUGCUUAAGGGCUGCACUUCUCUGACUCACAGGCACGCUGACUGGGUUCAGGAUGUGACAAUCGGUGGCAGAAUGGCCUCUCGGUGCCGAGAGCCGAGGGGACACCAGAGGUGGCCGGCGGCACUGCUGUCCAUCUACAAAUGCUAUUUUAGGUGCUCCGUGGUGAGUCCUGGCCUUAGAUUGCAUUGUUCAGCACUCAAAGAAAGUUCUACAAAAUGCAUUGUUCACUUUAUCUGAAUGUCAUCCUUUCCGUUUCCAGUGACCUUUUUAGAAGAUGGCAAGUCUAGAUUUACAAUUUGAUAAGCACUAAAUAUUUCCUAUUAAUAUCAUCUAUUUUUGUACUUUACUUAACAAGCUUCACGUGCCUGUCGUUCCGAAACUGUCCUCACCGUCCAGCUUCUGCUCUGACCGAGGGACACUGCUGUGUGCACUCGUGCCAGGCCCCAGCUCUGGUUGAGAUGCAGGUCUAGCUCGGAUAACUGUUCCUUGCACACGUUAUGCACAGGCAGGACUGGCAGCUGUGCCCACAGCUGGCUGCUUUCACAGUAGAGCCACACCACACCAGCAUUCCCAAGGCCACGGUCCCGGAGAGAGGACCGUUGUUGGUGGCAGGUCGCCGUGCCAGGGCAGCUGUGCCAGCUCCUGUUUCUGCUGAGCCAGACCCUUCUCUAAGAAGGGACCAGUUACUUCUAGAAGUCACUUGAAGCACAGCUGCUUGUGGCACUUGGAAUAAAGUUCCCAUUUCCAGCCUGAUUUUUUCGGUUCCCAGAAGCCUCGCCACUCCCCUAGCCCUUCUACUUACAGAAGGUGGAAUGAUCGUGAAUUGGUACAAUGUCCCAUUGUAAUCCGUUUCAGUGACAAUUAUGUCAUUAUCUUUGUAAUAACUUAACCUACCAAUAAAAAUUGCCAUUCUG
Messenger RNA from Ochotona curzoniae (black-lipped pika), 3126 nucleotides. RefSeq names its product adaptor protein, phosphotyrosine interacting with PH domain and leucine zipper 2 (gene APPL2). Gene Ontology annotation, cellular component: cytoplasm; endosome membrane. The record is from RefSeq and is a predicted model, not a curated record. Gene Ontology annotation, molecular function: protein binding. NCBI's taxonomy places the organism in Eukaryota, Metazoa, Chordata, Mammalia, Lagomorpha, Ochotonidae. The coding region runs from base 169 to 2172 and encodes 667 amino acids. Gene Ontology annotation, biological process: signaling. The transcript is spliced from 21 exons.